Molecule: messenger RNA, 753 nt
Organism: Lolium rigidum
Lineage: Eukaryota; Viridiplantae; Streptophyta; Magnoliopsida; Poales; Poaceae
Product: probable glutathione S-transferase GSTF1
Exons: 3
Coding region: 53-712 (219 amino acids)
Cellular component (GO): cytoplasm
Molecular function (GO): glutathione binding; glutathione transferase activity
Source: RefSeq, a predicted model, not a curated record
GAGCUCAUCUCUCUCUUCCGCCCCCGCUUGCUCUCUUAUCCAUUACCAGAGCAUGGCGCCGGUGAAGGUGUUCGGCUCGGCGGCGUUCACGAACGUGGCUCGGGUGCUGGUGUGCCUGGAGGAGGUGGGCGCCGACUACGAGAUCGUCGACAUCGACUUUCACGCCAAGGAGCACAAAGGCCCUGAACACCUCGCCAGAAACCCAUUUGGACAGGUUCCAGCGUUCCAGGACGGGGACCUGAUGCUGUUCCAGUCUCGCGCAAUAUCGCGGUACGUUCUGAGCAAGUACAAGACCGACGAGGUCAACCUGCUGAGGGAAGGCGACCCCGAGGAGUCCACGCUCGUCGACGUCUGGCUGGACGUGGAGGCCCUCCAGUACGACCCCGCCAUGAGCUCGGUCUUCUUCCAGCACCGCGUCGUGCCGGCGCUGGGCGGUACUCCCGACGAAACCAUCAUCGGCGAGAGCAUCGAGAAGCUGAGGAAGGUGCUGGACGUGUACGAGGCCCGGCUGACGAAGCGCAGGUACCUGGCGGGGGAUUUCGUGAGCCUGGCGGACCUCAGCCAUGUCCCCGAGGCGCACUACUUCAUGGAGAUGCCGUACACGGCGGUGUUCGACUCGUACCCUCGCGUCAGGGCGUGGCUGGAGGAUCUGUUCGCCAGACCGGCCGCCAUGAAGGUCGUCUCGCUCAUGACAAAGGACUUCAGAGGAUGACGUGAGAGUCUUCAUGGAUGGCGCCUGAUUGGCCUCUUACU